Messenger RNA from Emiliania huxleyi CCMP1516, 858 nucleotides. RefSeq lists its product as hypothetical. The record is from RefSeq and is a predicted model, not a curated record. Bases 1 to 858 code for a protein of 285 amino acids. Lineage: Eukaryota; Haptophyta; Isochrysidales; Noelaerhabdaceae. Gene Ontology annotation, molecular function: protein binding. The transcript is spliced from 4 exons.
AUGCAAUUCUGCUCGCUCUUCGAGCUUCCCUCCGACGUGCUGCUGCACUCGCUCUCCUUCCUCCCGCUGCCGGACCUCGCCGCGCUGCGCUGCACCUCGCAGCGCGGGCGGCGGCUGGCGCUGAGGGCCGCUGCUAGUCCGAUGUGGCGGGCGCGGCGCGGACAUGCCUCCGCCCUCCGACUCGAGAUGUGGCGGCGCGGCGCUUGCGACAAGCGCGCACUUGAGGGAGGCGCGUACGGUCGCGCGCAUCGCCACGGUACGCUCGCCCGCUGCUGUGCCCUCACUGCCGCAGCGGCCGACACGACGGCGGGCCCGCUGCUGGCGUCGGCCGACGACUCGGGCGCGGUGGUCGUGUGGGAGACACAGCGCAGGCUCGCGGGCGUCGCCACAUUGCGCCACGGCCGGCCGGUGCGCUGCCUCGCGCUGGACGGACGCGAGACUCUCGCGAGCGGCUGUGCGGACGGGAGCCUGUGGCUGUGGGCGAUUCCUCCGGCAGGGGGGCGACGCACGGCGAGCGCGGCGCAGAAGAACUCUGGUGUCUUCACACUGCAGGAGAGCGACGCCGGGCGGACGCGUCGCCGGCCCCAUCCGACGCAGCUCACUGCGGGAUCGGGCAGCUGGGUCGGCGCCGUCGGCUGGGUUGGCCGCUGCCGCCUCCUCAGCGCGGGAGCCGACAGGGAGCUGCGGCUGUGGGACACGCUCGUCGCGCGCCUCGCGGGCCACCUCGGCGCCGUGACGGCUCUCGCCUCGGUCGGGCCCGAGGGCGUCGCCUCCGCCGACGCGGCGGGCAGCGUGAGGAGCUGGAGCAUCGCGCGCGCGUAUGAGCGGGCUGUGCCGGCGGAGUUCGGAGAGGAGUGA